This is a messenger RNA of Elaeis guineensis (African oil palm), 3451 nucleotides long. Its product is annotated as arogenate dehydrogenase 2, chloroplastic. Gene Ontology annotation, biological process: L-tyrosine biosynthetic process. The record is from RefSeq and is a predicted model, not a curated record. NCBI's taxonomy places the organism in Eukaryota, Viridiplantae, Streptophyta, Magnoliopsida, Arecales, Arecaceae. Gene Ontology annotation, molecular function: NAD+ binding; prephenate dehydrogenase (NADP+) activity; arogenate dehydrogenase (NADP+) activity.
UGCUCUUCCCUUCCAUCCAUUUCACACGUCUCACCCAUUUGGGGCCACUAAACCCUAGUCGGCUUGUCUCUCCCCCCCGCCUCUCUCUCUCUCUCUCUCCAUGGCCUCCUCUUCUUCCACUCCCCUUCCUAAUGGACCACUAAAGAUAGCCAUCAUAGGCUUCGGCCCUUUCGCACAAUUUCUAGCGCAGACAUUCCUCAAGCAAGGCCACAUCCUGGCAGCCACCUCUCGGUCCGAUUACUCCCUCCUCUGCUCCCAAUUAGGCAUCACUUUUUACAGGGAUAUGGAUGACUUGAUGGAGGCAGGUAUCCAAGUGAUACUGCUGUGCACAUCCAUCCUAUCCUCGGGUGAUGUCAUCCGUUCGAUCCCCAUCGAUCGUCUCAGAAUGCCUCUGCUAUUCGUGGAUGUGCUAUCCGUGAAGGAAUACCCGAGAGAGCUCCUCCUACGUGUACUACCCGAAGAGGCUGAUGUGCUUUGCACCCACCCCAUGUUUGGCCCAGAGAGUGGAAAAGAAGGGUGGAAUGGGCUGCCUUUGGUUUACGAGAAAGUCCGCAUAAGGGACCAUGCUCUUUGUGACAACUAUUUGGGCGUUUUCCAAGCUGAGGGCUGCAGAAUGGUGGAAAUGUCCUGCCAAGAGCAUGACGAGAUGGCAGCCAAGAGCCAAUUCCUGGCUCACACAUUGGGCAGGAUAUUGGCAGAGAUGGGAAUCGAGUCCACACCAAUGGACACAAAAGGCUUCCAAACACUUCUUCAAUUGAGAGAUAACACCAUGAAGGAUAGCUUUGAUUUGUAUUGCGGGCUGUUCGCACGUAAUAAGUUUGCGAGACAAGAACUGGAGAAGCUGGAUCUUGCCUUCAAAUCUGUGAGAGAGAAGCUGCUGGAGAGAACAAAAGACUUGGAACUCGAUUAAUGAUCGGCUUGCAAUAUGCAUAGAGGUCAAGAUGGUGGUAUCUCCAUUAUCAUAUCUUUCUGUCAUUUUUUUCCUCAACAUCCAUGAUGAAUUUUUUUUUCUCUCUCUCUUCUGGUAUUAGCUACAAUCUUCUGUAGAGACUGGGAAUGUUGCACGUCGCACUAAGAUCAUAUUAGUAGUUUGAUGUCUUAAUGUAGCAUUGUAAUGCCAUUUGAAUUGAAAACCCUUGCAAAAAACUAUUGUGUUACUUGAAAGAUGAUAGCUUGGAAAAAGAUCAUCUAACUUGGUCGUUUCAAAAAGCUGAAAUAAGAUACCUGUAACUCUUUUCCAGUCAUUCUCAAAAAAAGACAAAUGUAAGUCCACAGUAAGGAUAACCCACAUGGAAUUUUUGUGGCUUUUUUUUUGUUAUUAUUUUUUGGAUUAAGGGCAACUUAGAACUAGAACAUGACCUCUGCUUUCUUUUAACAAUCAUCAGUGCAAAUCCAAUAAGGUAACAUGAAGUUGUAAAAAUAUCGGAUGCUGAUACUAUAUAUUUUCUGGAGAAGAAACAUUAUCACUAGUACUACUUUCAUCGAGCGUCAAACUUGAGCGGCAAUUAUGUAAAUUUUUGUCAAAAUAUUUUGUUAAAGACUCCUGUUUAGAUCUUUCUAAAAGUGAGUGUUGACAGGGAAAUUAAGAACAUGAAUCGUGUGGUCUCACAUCAGAAAAAGUAAAAUAGCAAUCUGUACCAUCAUCUUCUCUUUUAUUGUCAUAAAAUUAGGUCAUCCCUGAUUUGCUCAAAAUUUUCUGCCAUCCUUGAAGAAUAAGGACUCUCAAUUGUAUAUGAUUGUUGGAACAAUUUCAUUCUUAUUACAUCUAGGAAAGAUUGAACGAAAGCACUAUGAAAAUGUCCUUGUCCUUGUUUUUCAUUUUUGUACAAAUUUUAAGUUGCAUGAUGCAUCUCUGAUCAUAAUUUUUGCAGCAAAGACCUUGUUGAGGGAUUUAUUACUUGCAAAGGAGCACCUCUAAUAUGAUUAUUUUUCACUUUUGUUGAGCUCUAUUAAAGUAGAAAUGUCAAAAGCUCAAUAAGCCAUCUCCCUAACAUCCUGUGAGACUCUUCCUGGAUUGACUGGUUGCAAGUUUGCAACCAGGACAUAAAUUUUGAUUGUGAGGAAGAAAUCUGCUAAAUGUCUGGCAAGUCAUAUGAACGUAGAGUUUGAAACUUCUGGAGUUUCAGUGUAUGAAGUAGAGUACUAUAUGAAUCAACGAUUCCAUGUAAUUCUUUCAAAUCAAUGAAGUUGAGUCUUGAAUAUUUUCAAAUGCCUGUGUUCUUGACAUGGAAUCGGAGCAGUCCUUUCUGCCAUUCCAAACACUAUGUUUUGAGGAAGUGUAAGGAACGAAUGUAGAGGUGAGUUGCAUCUAAAAAGCUUAUCAGAAACGGAAUUUGUUUAUCUGAAGCACAGUGAUCUAGUAUGUAUAUUAGUGGCAGAGAUUUCGGUUAGAACAUCCAUUUUCAGUGUACAAAAUGUUUUCUAAUACAAGAGGACUUGGUGCUCAGAUUAACAAAUAGUCCUUACCCACUAUCUUCAGGUCAUGCAUAUAUUGUCACUGGCUUUUAGCAAAAUGUGGUCCUGUAAAUGGAAGGUAUCAAACAUUUUUAUUCAUGUUAAAUUCAUCUCUUAGGUUUAUAGGCCUCUUAACUCUUCGACAUAAAGAUAUAUAUCCAGUAAAAAUUUUUCAACGAUCAUCAUCGAACAAAAUCUUUCAAGUUGAAAGCUUGUUUUGACCUAACUGGAAAAUCUGGAUCUCUCAAUAUCUAUUGUAGAACUGACUCAAAUAGUUACUUAUAUAAAAAGAAAAGAAAAGAGUUUUGCUUGUAUUUCUAUGCAUAAUGUGUAUUGUAUCUUAUCAAGAUCCUCGUGAGUAUUGUACCAAAAGUUACUAAUGUUGUAUUGUUGUCGUUUUUGUAUUUUUGUUUCUCUACGAAUUAGAGAAUUUUGAUUAGUUACAAAUUAGUAAAAUGCCACUUGGAGAUGGAUAUAACAUUUGCACUACUUCUGCUGCUCCUCGCUUUUAUUUUUACAUUUUUAAAACAUAAGUAAUCUUCGCUACCAAAAGUUCUAAAGAUUUUAGAUAAUUUUUUAAAAAUAAAAAUUCAUCAUCUAUGUUUUCCAGUCUCGUAUAUUUUUUUCUUCUUGGGUUUUUAAAAUAAAAAUAGAAAAUAAAAGCAAUAUCUAACAGCCCCUUGACUUUCUUUGUUUUUCUCUCUCUCGAGUGGUGCCGCAUCUACAUUUUCUUUUCGUUAACAGAUGCAAGAGAAGGGGGGGAAAAAAUUAAAAAAACAAAAACAAAAACACGGGAAGGGGGAAUGAAAAGGAUAAGAAAGGCAAAGGCCUCGGGAUAGGAUGCAAAAAGAGAUACCACCCAAUAUUCGCCCCCACCUAAAAUAAAAAGGGCAGAGGAAAGCAUGGGAAUAUGAACAAAGGAAUAUAGCAGCAUGGCAGCCAGCAACACUUCUUCUAAAACCCCCAAACCGAAUGGGACCUAGGUUACAUACAUAUA